Perca flavescens (yellow perch) is the source of this 3154-nucleotide messenger RNA. It is a transcript of the gene homer1, whose product is annotated as homer scaffold protein 1. The coding region runs from base 983 to 2050 and encodes 355 amino acids. The transcript has 9 exons. Gene Ontology annotation, molecular function: G protein-coupled glutamate receptor binding. NCBI's taxonomy places the organism in Eukaryota, Metazoa, Chordata, Actinopteri, Perciformes, Percidae. The record is from RefSeq and is a predicted model, not a curated record. Gene Ontology annotation, biological process: G protein-coupled glutamate receptor signaling pathway.
AUAUCUAUGCGUUUAAAGCUUCCUACAGACUACAGAGCAGCAGCGGAGGAUGGGCCGAGUUAAAUGAAUGAGAUGCGGGCUGAUAGAGACCAGACAGGCGGAUGAAGAUAAGAGGAUGAACCGGCCGAUGGAGCAUCAGGAUCAUAAUUUGAAUCCUGGUUUAACGCUUGGCUAAAUUACGUGAACAAUUAAGUGAAUCAUAAAUUAAAUUGGCUGGUUGCACACACAUUAGCCCUAUACAUUCCUCGGUUAACAUCGACGUCGGUGAAGCCGAGCUGUCUUGGAGGAUGUUAAAGACUGGAAUAUGCACCAAGUGUUUUCUGUCUGAGAUGAAGCUUUCUCUUGAAAGAAGAUGUCCUCCAUCGCAAAGCGGCGUUAAAGGUCUGGAUUUGCGGCAGUUAAACAACUCCGAUAACGUUACCACACUUGAAGGUUGAAGGAAUUUGAUUUAAUGGCACAGCGGACUGCUGCAAGAACGAGCCAACGACUAAAAGUGGGAUUUAUGAACACUCGGUUUAUUGAGUCUUUUUGUUAGUCUCUUUCGACAUUUUCUAUUUGCAUUUAAAAAGGCAACUUCAGAAGCUUCAUUUGGUUAUAAAUCACACUGCCUUUCCUGUCAGUGUUGCCCCGAGUUUAGCUCCGCAAUCCUCCUUUGUGAGUUUUAUUUAGCCAAGGGGUUGCAACUACUAUAGUUGGCGUCAGUGCUGCUUCUUCGUUCACCAUGCAUGCACAGACACGUUUACUUGGAUGAAAUCACCAAACAAAAAUGUACCAGAGGGCACUACAACAACACCAAGCCCAUGUCUGGACUGAGAAGAGCACCGUGGCUCCGCUGCCCGUGAAGCCACAACAACCACAGCGGCUUUAGUUGGACACCGAGAGGGGAUCAAAAAAACUAGCCUCCAGGCUGUUCACACCGCCCUCAAGAGACCACCGAGAGGAUCAUUUUCGACUCAACUGAAGCCAGCAAAAGCCAGCAAAAAUGGGAGAGCAGCCCAUCUUCAGUACCCGGGCCCACGUCUUCCAGAUUGACCCAAACACCAAGAAGAAUUGGGUUCCCACCAGCAAGCAUGCUGUCACCGUCUCCUACUUCUUCGACUGUACCAGGAACGUAUAUCGAAUCAUCAGUCUGGAUGGAUCUAAGGCCAUUAUCAACAGCACCAUCACCCCCAACAUGACGUUCACCAAGACGUCGCAGAAGUUUGGCCAGUGGGCCGACAGCCGGGCGAACACCGUCUACGGCCUCGGCUUCUCAUCUGAGAGCAACCUGGCCAAGUUUGCAGAAAAGUUUGCGGAGUUCAAAGAGGCAGCACGGAUAGCAAAGGAGAAGUCUCAGGAGAAGAUGGAGCUCACCAGCACUCCCUCUCAGGAGUCGGCCCCUGGCGAUCUGCAGUCACCGUUGACCUCGGAGAGCAUCAACGGUACAGAGGAGAGAGUCACACCAGACACCACGCAGCACACCGAACCCAGAGCAGAGCCUUCCCAGAAUGCACUGCCCUUCUCACACAGUUCGUCAAACAUCAAUAAGCACUGGGAGGCAGAGCUGGAGGCACUUAAAGGGAACAACGCCAAGCUGACGGCGGCUCUGCUCGAGUCCACGGCCAACGUCAAACAGUGGAAACAACAGCUGGGGGCCUAUCAGGAAGAAGCCGAGAGGCUGCACAAACGGGUGACUGAGCUGGAGUGUGUGAGCGGCCAAACAACGGUGAUUAAAUCCCAAAAGACCGAACUCAACCAAACGAUAGAAGAGCUGGAGUCGGCUUUGAAGGCCAAGGAGGAGGAGUUGGAGAGACUUAAAGCAGAGGUGGAGAGUGCCAACGACUUUCAGUCUCAAAAAGACUCCCUUACACAGAAACUACAGGACAUGGAGUCGAGGAACCAGACGCUGGAGGCCCAGCUGAGCGAUCUGGAGCAGCGUCUGGAGAGCAACCAGCAGGAGAGGGAAGCCUUUCGCAACAGCCUGCGCUCGCUGCUGGAGCUGCUGGACGGAAAGCUCUUUGAGCUGACGGAGCUGCGGGACACGCUGGGGAAGCUCCUGGAGAACAGCUAGAGAGGCCAACACGUCGUCGCCAACGUCCCCACGGAGGAGAAACCACCUGCAUGUGUUGGCAUUCACGUCGUCACUGACAUGUAACUUGAAAAUUAGUUUGUUUUUUUUCCCCCCUCACAUGUAUACGAUACGUGUAAAAGUUUACACACGACUUUAUGCAUUAACGGUACACGCUUGUUUUGCUACGUCAGAUCGGUACACGUUUACAAACGAGCCAAGUAAAAGAGGCUUUGCUUGGACCAUGCCUUCCCUCCGCUCUGGAAUAUUCUGAACACAAAAAACUCCGAAUGAAUCCGUUUUGUUUGUUACUUGAAUAUCGUUUGCGGGGGGACAUUCUGGUUUUUGCUCCUUCAAUCAUGCAGACUUUUAUUAAUUAAAGACUAUUCUUCUUUUUGCGAGAUUCGCUUUGGUGCAUUCUGCAGUCGCCUGGAGCCGAUAAUCUUUUUUGUUUUUCUUUUCAUCGUCAGCCAAAUGAACAUUUGGGAGUCAGAUGAGAAGGACUCCUUUUUAGUUAUUCGAACUCUGGAAGGUGACCGGGCGCUUCGAAUGUCUUGAAGAGACAAAUGUUCCUCCUGUGACUGAAAUUCACAGAGGGACUGUGCAAAAAAAAAUUUAAAAAACACAUCAGCCGGGGAGAACUUUGUCUUAUAUUCUUAUACAAUAUAUGAGCAAUACAAAAAAGGGAGCAUCAGAGGGUAAAUAAACACUUUCCACUCACUUUCAGGUAAUUUUACUCCUCUCUCGGAUAAGUUUAGACCACAAGCAAGAUUUUAUUCACUUUCUUUCUAUACACUUUUUUUAAAAGACUAUAAACAAAUUCAUAGUGCACUUGUAAAAAUGGGGUUUGUGUGUUUGGGUGAAUCUUUCUUUUCUCCUCUUGCUUCUGUUGCAACUUGAAGUGCAAUGACUGAAUCCUUUUUGUUGUUAAUUUAUUACUAACUGUUACUGAAGAUAAAAGUUGUACAAAAACAAAGAUCUUUAUUUACAUCUCGUUUUUCACUUAAUCUUUUUUUUUUUUUUAUUGUCUGGUACGUGGGUGUCAGGUAGUUUUUGUAUGUGUGUGGAAAAACUGGCAAUAUUUUUGAACUAUUUAUGAAAAUGAAA